Molecule: messenger RNA, 1552 nt
Organism: Coniophora puteana RWD-64-598 SS2
Lineage: Eukaryota; Fungi; Basidiomycota; Agaricomycetes; Boletales; Coniophoraceae
Exons: 6
Coding region: 16-1227 (403 amino acids)
Source: RefSeq, a predicted model, not a curated record
UCACCCCCGAACCCAAUGACCGACGCGGCCAUCGACCUUCGUGUCAUCAUCCAGUAUACGCAGGAGAAGUGGGGGCUUAUUGGCAACUCGAUGGACGCGAUUCGGAUAACGCAGAGGGACAUCGAGUUUCUGAGCGCGCAGCAGCCGUUGACGCAGAACAUCAUCUUUUACGCGACGAACGGAUUUGUGAUAUUGAGUUGGACAGGUGUAGCGGGUGCUGCGAGGAAAGCGUUGGUACCGCGAUGGAGGAGGCUCUCCGACCAGCACGACCAUGAGAUGCACGAACUCAGAACAAAGAUUGGAAUUCUCAGGAUCGUAUGCAAUGUCUCACCUCACGGGAACUAUCGGCCGCCUGGUGGCACGUUAACCCGGAACUACAUCCAAGCUGCGGUAUCGGGCGUUGCUAGCCAUAAUGGCGCUGCUAUCUCUUCUGCCCCUAUUACCUCCUCUGCUCCCGUUUCCCAAAGUCACGUUACCCCUCAAGCUGGGCCUUCAACGUCCUCCUCAGCACGUGUUCCCUCUAUUUCAUUGAUAGCUGGAACGAGUUCUUUAGACGACGGUAUCCCUGCUCUCUCUGCUUCAAAACCAACAAGUGGCGUACGGAACGGCGCCGUUGCGAGCACAUUCUCAGACCCUCAGUGGCGUCACAAUGUUACGACUACUUCAGCAGCCCCUCAGGCUGAGAAUGCCCAGCUGGAAUACAUAACACCACUCUCUCGAACUAAUACCCAGGGUUCUCCCGGAAUUCAUUCUUUGGUUCCCGUAAUGCCUCCUCCCCAGCCCACAAGUGAACCUCCUCCUAUUCCACCAGCACACCUCGAAGUCCCGGCGAGAUCCACUGACGCAAAUGUCGUCUCGUCGCUGACAAGGAUAACCGCUCAAAGCCGGGAGGAGUACACCCAAAGACUGUUCAUGCUUAUGGACAAAUCCGAGGAACAGUUGCGACUGGAACGGGCGAAGAUAUAUGUUCUCAAGUCCCAGCUGGAGCGGAUUGGUGUUCGCAGGCGCGUCGAGGAACCGCGAACGGUUGAAGGCGUCACUGCACAGCUGGAUGCUACUCUGCACGUUCUUGAAGUCGAGCGCCGGAGGCGAGUGGAGGCGGAGAAGCAACUCCAGGAAAUGGCCACGGAGCGUCAGGGAUUUCAGCAUCUUGUUCCUGCGAUGCUUGAAGUAUUUCAGGAAGUGUCUUCGGUGACGGACGCUCUCGCUUCCGGGACCGGUCCUUAGGCGCAUAUUGUUGUUCGGGCCGAAUGAGUCGGAUCCUUGCUCAAAGUUACACAUGAUUCAUCCUGGACAUUGCACUUUGGGAUACUGUGAGCAGUCCUAAUAGCAAGGCCAUGCAGUCGUCAUUUUUCCCGGGCAAGCUUCGUCAAUACUGACCUUUCGCUUCUUGCGUCCAACCUUGGUCCGACCAAGCCGUCGGAUGUUGCGGAAUUAGCGCAUACAUCUACUGUUUCUAAGCUUGGUGACUCCUUCACACUACUUGGUCUUAUUUUACGACGUCAUUUACUCUAGUAUCUAUGUCCUGGGAAUUGUACAUUAUAUGACUCGC